AGGUCAUCAGUGUUCUGUUUCCAGGGCGGUGCAGUUGGCGGGUGAAAAGCGCCAAGUCAAAAAUACUGACUAGGAAUAGACUAACCCGUGUAGUUCGUCUGAUGAAAGUGAGCGCCUCUCAGUAUUAGAGAGGCCUCACAUUUUUACUAACAGUUUACCGCCUCAGUGAAAGACUCGUUUGGUUUGUGAAAUAAUAUGGAGGAACUCUUCAGCAAAGUGUUAGCAGUGAGCGUGAGGUGCAGGGACUGUGAGGACAGGAAAGCAAACAUCCGUGUCACCAUUGAGCUUCAGUUGACAACAAGUCCAGUGCACAAACGGGAUCUUCUAGUAAGACUAACAGAUGAUAUAGAUCCAUAUUUUCUCUUCAACCUCUCUAUAUCAGAAGAAGAUUUCCAAAGUUUGAAAGUUCAGCAGGGGCUGUUGAUAGACUUUGCAUCAUUUCCUCAGAAGUUUAUUGACCUGCUUAAUCUGUGCUAUUCUGAGCAAGAAUCAGACAAUCCAAGGUUUCUCCUGCACUUGUCAUGUCAGUCUCCAGUGCUCGAAGGCCCCGCCAGCUUCAGUGUUGUAGAGACAAACGCAUUCAAACACCUGAACCACUUGUCUUUGCGGCUUGCUCAAGGCUCUGACAAACAUGUUAGAGACUAUCUGGCAGUGUGUCUCUCCUCUUUGAAGGCAGAGAAGCAGGCCCUGGAGAUGAAGCUUAAGAAGACUGAAGAUGAUCUGUCCAGGCAGCUGAGUUAUGCUCAACAGACUCUGUCUGAGAAGACUAAGGAGUUGGACAAACUGCGUUCAGAGUGGACAAGUCAGAGCAGCUCUCUGUCCAGCCGUCAUUCUCAGGAGUUACAAUCUGAGAGAGAGAAGGCUGUAGAGUUACAGAGCAGGCUCCAGCAGCAGACUGAGCACCUCCGCCAGGAGCUGGAGAGUGCUCAUAAGAGGAGCAGCCAGCAGCUUCAGAGCAGACUGACGGAGCUCGAGGUCUCCUGCAGAGAGCUGACGGAGAGGAAAUACAAGAAUGAGUCUGCCAUCAGAGACCUGAAGAUAAAACUAGUGGGUGCAGAGGAGGACUGUCAGCGUUCAAAGCAGCAGGUCUUAUCUCUGAGGAGAGAGAACAGCACUCUGGACACAGAGGUUCAUGAGAAGGAGCGUUUGGUGAGCCAGCUGCAGAUGAGAGUGGCUGUUCUGGAACAGCAGAUCAAAGACAAGGAUCAGCUGAUGGGCCGCACAAAAGAGGUCCUGGAAGCCACUCAGCAGCAGAAGGAAUCAGUGGAAGAAAAUGCUGAAAGUAAAGAACUUCAGAUUAGAAAACUUGAAGCAACGGUAAAAUCACUGUCUGAGGAGCUGAUAAAGGCUAAUGGUAUCAUUCAGAAGCUGCGAGGGGAGGUCCGAGGCCUAGUUGGAAAAAUAAAAGUAAAAAACACUGUGACUGUGUCGCAGGAGAAGGUCCUCCAGGAAACAUCAGAAAAACUACAGAAUGUUGAAAAGGAUCUACAGAGAGCCAAGCAGCAGCUCAUCACCAAGGAUGAGCAGGUUUCAAAACUGAAGGAGCAGUUGGAGACGACAGUACAGAAGCUAAAUGACAGCAGGGAGGUGUUAAAAACAAAUGAGAAUGUUAUAAGUUGGCUCAACAAGCAGCUGAAUGAAAAGCAGCUGUCCAGAAAGCCACAGUCUCCUGAAUGUUUGGAGAAUCCUUCAGUUUUAUCUGCAACAACAGGACUGAGGGCACAGUUUUAUCCUCAGACGGGCAAACCUGCUGUGUCCCUUGUAGCAGCUGCUGAUGUCACUGCUGCUGACCAGCGAGCAGUGCAGUCAGCCAACAGACAGACUGGAGACUCUGCAGUUCUGGAUUCUAAGUACUUUGAGAGGAGAGAUGAUAGUAUCCCAAUCUACGGACUGUCGUCUAAUCUGCUUCACAGAGAGCUCCCUCAACGAACUAAGCCCUCUGUAGCCUCUGCUUACUUCUCUGCUUGACGCAGAAGCAGCCAAAUGUAAGGACCGGCGUACAGAUUGAGCUUCAUUUCAGCUCCAAGUGGAUGAAGGAGCAUUUAAACCUCACCAUCUACUUUGUCUGCAACUCCAGUCCAAAACUGUUACUGACCUGCUGUGUUAAAUGAAGUAGCUAAUGUUGCUAUCUUAAUUUACUCUACAUGUCUGUCUUUUAAUUUGUGGUACAAGUAAAUGCUGUUAAAACUUUAUGUAUGGUGGAUUCCCAUGAUCAUGGAGUAUGUGUUAAUGUCUUCAAAUUAAAUGUAUUUUUUCCUAAUACAGUAUAUUAGGUUUGACACCCCCAGUGUUGAUAUUGUGAUGUUGUUUUCUGUUGUAUUUUAGUGUGUAUUCAAUGUGUAGUCUUUAAUAAACAGCUUUUCAAUCCUUA
This is a messenger RNA of Thunnus maccoyii (southern bluefin tuna), 2371 nucleotides long. RefSeq names its product SAS-6 centriolar assembly protein (gene sass6). Gene Ontology annotation, cellular component: centriole; centrosome. The record is from RefSeq and is a predicted model, not a curated record. Bases 196 to 1968 code for a protein of 590 amino acids. NCBI's taxonomy places the organism in Eukaryota, Metazoa, Chordata, Actinopteri, Scombriformes, Scombridae. Gene Ontology annotation, biological process: centriole replication. The transcript has 16 exons.